Messenger RNA from Engraulis encrasicolus (European anchovy), 3439 nucleotides. RefSeq names its product protein phosphatase with EF-hand domain 2a (gene ppef2a). Gene Ontology annotation, molecular function: Hsp90 protein binding; phosphoprotein phosphatase activity; manganese ion binding. The coding region runs from base 455 to 2719 and encodes 754 amino acids. Gene Ontology annotation, biological process: negative regulation of MAPK cascade; detection of stimulus involved in sensory perception. The record is from RefSeq and is a predicted model, not a curated record. The transcript is spliced from 16 exons. NCBI's taxonomy places the organism in Eukaryota, Metazoa, Chordata, Actinopteri, Clupeiformes, Engraulidae.
GAAGAUGACAAAGAUGCUGCAGUUGUGGUCACAGGUAAUUCCACAAAUUUAAAUCUUUUUUCCAAAUUGCUUACAGCAUUUAAGAGACCUGUAACACAAACUGCAUAAUUUUAACCCUUCUGUCAGUUUUCUUUCUUAUGGUAAAUAUCUCAAAAGUGGCUUACUUGAUUAAAAGCUAAUUCAAUGUUUUUUUUCCCCUCCCCUCAACCAUACAACAUCAAUAAGCGGCGACAUGUGAGCUUCUUAAUGUUUAUUGACGCAAUAUACAGUAUUGCUUACUGUAGCCUAGCAAUAGCAUUAUGCAUAGGCCUAUGUUGUUUUUUUUGCAUAUUAGUGUUUAGUUUUUAUUAUUUGUAUUCAUUGUUAUUCAUUGUCUUUGUUGUUUGUUGAUGUAAUGAUGUUGCUGUGCCUGUGCCUCUAGGAUAGGACGAGUCUUUACUUUAUUUGCACUCUAAUGUUUGUCUUGCUUGUGGCAGUGAUAAAAUAUAGUUUCGACGGCAGUGUACAUACGUCUAGAAUGGUACGUGUGAAUAAAUUGACAACAAAGCCAACUUUGACUGGAACUCCUUCAUGUCCUCCAUCAGCUAUGCGGGCCGCCUUGCUGAUUCAGCGCUGGUACAGGCAGUAUGUGGCUCGCAUGGAGAUGAGGAGACGAUACACAUGGAACAUCUUCCAAUCCAUGGAGUAUGCUGGGGAACAGGACCAGAUCAAGCUUUAUAACUUCCUGGGCUACAUGGUGGACAACUACCACCCAGCAAGCAGUGAAAGGAACCUGAUCUCCCAUAUCUUCAGAGAGAAUGAGGUGUGUCGGGACGCGGAGUGGGAGAGAUAUUUCUCCUACGAAAACAUUGACGUCCCUGAGAUCUAUUCUGGCCCACGGCUCACCUUCCCACUGACAGUCAGUGUAGUAGAAAAUCUCGUGGAAGCCUUCAAGAAUAAGCAGCAACUACACUCGCGAUAUGUUCUUCAGCUUCUCUUGGAGACCUGGAAACUUCUCAGAGCCCUGCCAAAUGUCAGCCGAGUGUCAACCUGCCAAAGCAAAGAGAUCACUAUCUGUGGUGAUUUACAUGGACAAUUGGAGGAUUUGUUAUUCAUAUUUUACAAGAACGGCAUGCCGUCGCUGGAAAGGACAUAUGUUUUUAACGGAGACUUUGUGGACCGAGGCAAGGACUCCAUUGAGAUUCUCCUCAUCCUCUUCGCCUUCUUACUCGUGUAUCCAGGCGACGUACACCUCAACCGGGGGAACCAUGAAGACCACAUUAUCAACUUACGGUAUGGAUUCACUAAAGAAGUACUUGGAAAAUACAAGCUACACGGCAAAAGGAUUUUGAAACUGCUUCAGAAGAUUUUCAGCUGGUUACCCUUGGCAACAAUAAUUGACCAGAAGGUGCUGGUCGUGCAUGGCGGCAUCUCAGAUACCACUGACCUGGGACUACUCACUAAAAUCGACAGACACCGAUACAUAUCAGCUCUGAGGCCACCAAAGAAGAAGAGCCCUGCAGCACAGUCGUCUCUCGAUUCAGAGUGUGACAACGACUCAGUUGUCGUCACUUUCAACAAGAGACGGUCCUCCGUGCACAGCAACAGCGUGAGCCUCUUUGGCCCUCGCGAAAGUUUCCAGAGGCGCUCCAUACAGGAUUUACGUCUGUCUGUCGAGGAGGAGGGGGACCCACAGACACAGCCAGGCUCAGGCCCCCAGCCCAGAGGCUCCAUUCAGCCUCCACCCCAGGCAUCCCUAGAUUCCUCGGACGCCAUCAGCGUAGUGGAAGCUGUUGAUGACGAGUGGAAACAGAUCCUGGAUAUACUGUGGAGUGAUCCAAUGCCUCAAGACGGGUGUUUGCCCAAUGAGCUGCGUGGGGGAGGCUGCUACUGGGGCCCUAACGUGACGGAGGAGUUCCUGACCAGACACAACCUCCAGCUCAUCAUACGAUCGCAUGAGUGCAAACAGGAGGGCUACGAGUUCUGCCACAACCGCAAGGUUCUUACUAUUUUCUCUGCAUCCAACUACUACGAGGUUGGGAGUAACCGGGGAGCCUACAUCAGGCUUGGCCCAGACCUAGUGCCUCAUUUCAUGCAGUAUCAGGCCAGUGAUAUGACACGGGAGCUUUCUCUCAAGCAGAGUGUUGGAAAAACGGAACGCGCUGCUCUGAAAGCCCUGAGAGAACAGCUGUUUGUACAUAAGACUGAACUCAUCAGUGCCUUCCAAGAAUAUGACAAAGAAAACACAGGCCUCAUUGGCCUGAAUGACUGGGCCAAAGCAGUGGGGGCGGUGCUGCACAUGGAUCUCCCCUGGAGGAUGCUCCGCUCCCAGCUCAUCGUUCUGACUCCAGACAACAAGCUCAACUACAUCCGCUGGUUUAGGGAGCUGGCCAUUAAGGAACCCAAUGUAGAGUCUGUAGAGCAGACCAUUUUAGAGACCCUCUACCGGCAUCGGUCCACUCUUGAGACAAUCUUCAGAAUAGUGGACACUGAUAACUCAGGAACCAUUUCCUUUGAGGAGUUCCGGGAGACGUGGAGGCUACUGGCCACCUAUCUAAAAAUGGAAAUUUCUGACGAGGCCAUUUCAGACCUGGCAGAGAGCAUUGACACCAACCACGACGGCAGCAUUGAUAUUGAGGAGUUCAUGGGAGCUUUUCGUUUGGUGGAUAAAAAUCGUCUGGAGCGUGGGCGCAGUGUAUUUGCUGCUCCCGUAGACGAACCUCCAGAGGAUGGGAGCUGAUGCGGAGAGGGGAGUGACAUUACUGGGCCCUACGAACAACCAGCUGCCAUUUUUUCUGAGGCUUACACCUCUGUCCAUAUAUUUACAAAUUCACCAGCAUGUGAUUUGUAAAUGCUGAAAAUUGUUUUCAAUACCUAUAUUUAUGUAAAUCUAAUAUAAAUUAUUUUCAGUAUUACCAUGCUAUACGAUUUUGUUUUGUUUUCCGUUAAACAUCUCAGCAUUCAGCUGUAACGCAAGAAGGAUGAGGUGCACCUGAGCAAGACACCUAAAAACCAAAACCUUUCCUUGUGUACUCGAUUGACUGAUGCCUUAGGAUAUGUAUUAAUCUGAAUAUGUAAAAGAAAACAUCACUUUGAUGUGGCCUAAUGGUUAGGAGUUGGUUUAGGUAUCAGAGGGUUGCAGGUUUGAGUCCCACCAUAACCAGUAGGUUAACAGCUGAAGUGUCCUUGAGCAAGACACCUAGCUCUACAUGGCUCCAGGGACUGUAACCAAUACCCUGUACCUAAAUAAAUAAGUCGCUUUGGAUAAAAGCAUCUGCUAAAUGUCAUUUACUAUGAUGUAAUGUUUAUUAUCUGUAUGCUAUGAGACUAAUGAGGACAAUGUAGUUCUCCUGUAAAUAUUAACAAAAUACUCAGCUGGCUUAACUUGAUUUUUAAAAUCGAUCACCUCCGUUGGUUAUCCCAACAGUUUGUGCAACGUGUGUGUGUGUGUGUGUGUGUG